Ornithorhynchus anatinus (platypus) is the source of this 6525-nucleotide messenger RNA. RefSeq names its product SH3 domain containing ring finger 2 (gene SH3RF2). NCBI's taxonomy places the organism in Eukaryota, Metazoa, Chordata, Mammalia, Monotremata, Ornithorhynchidae. Gene Ontology annotation, biological process: protein ubiquitination; positive regulation of proteasomal ubiquitin-dependent protein catabolic process; negative regulation of apoptotic process. The transcript is spliced from 11 exons. The record is from RefSeq and is a predicted model, not a curated record. Bases 419 to 2626 code for a protein of 735 amino acids. Gene Ontology annotation, molecular function: protein phosphatase 1 binding; ubiquitin protein ligase activity. Gene Ontology annotation, cellular component: nucleoplasm.
GGAGUAAACCCCUCAGUGAGCUCAGAGUCCAUUUCUAACCACCCGGUUCAUCUGUAAAUGUCCGCGCCGACCACAUCGUUUCAGAUCGGAGUACCCUCUCUGCGUUUAUCACGGCAAAGGUCACAGGCCGACCGGGUUAACCCUCUGCUGCUAAAGGGCAGGUCCCCGCAAGCCAAUGCAGCCCUGAUGGAAUAGACCAUCUCGACGCCGCCGAUAUUAGAUGGUUUCAGCUCUGGAAAGCGGUCCCCGUAGGGCAUCGGGACGAGGAAGAGACGGGAACUGAGAUGAACCUUGGUCUCUACUUGGGGCACCUUGGGAAGGUUGCUCCGGGUCCGGAGCCCUGAAGAGCCGACGGCUCCCGGGAGAAGUACCAUGCGGGGGGCCCCCGUCGGGCUCGGGGUCGGAGCGCUGAGACGAAAUGGAUGAUUUGGACCUGCUCGCUCUCCUGGAGUGCCCCGUGUGCCUGGAGAAGCUGGACGUCACCGCCAAGGUCCUGCCGUGCCAGCACACUUUCUGCCAGCCUUGCCUUCAGAGGAUAUUCAAAGCCCGGAAGGAGCUGAGGUGCCCGGAAUGCCGGACCCUCGUCUUCUGCAGCAUCGAGGAGCUCCCGGCCAACCUGCUCUUGGUCCGCCUGUUGGACGGCGUCCGGUCGGGACAGGGCACGGGCCGGGUGGGCUCCUUCCGGAGGCCCGGGGUGCUGACCCCGCAGGACGGCGGCCGGAGAGGAGGAGCCGCCGACCCCAGGGCGGGACAGCCGAGCCCUUUCAGACCGGUCUCCGACGCCAGAGCCCACAUGGACGGGGUGCCCCGUGCCAAAGCUCUCUGCAACUACCGAGGGCAGCACCCCAGCGACCUGCGGUUCAACAAGGGCGACAUCAUCAUCCUGCGACGGCAACUGGACGAGAAUUGGUACCAGGGGGAGGUCAACGGGACCGGGGGCACUUUCCCAGCCAGCUCCGUCCAAAUCAUCAAGCAACUGCCCCAGCCUCCCCCUCUCUGCCGAGCGCUUUACAACUUUGACCUGAGAGACCGGGGCAAAGCCGAGAGAGAGGGCUGCCUCACGUUUCUCAAGGACGACAUCAUCACGGUGAUCAGUCGAGUUGAUGAGAACUGGGCCGAGGGCAAGCUCGGGGAUAAAGUGGGCAUCUUCCCCAUCCUGUUUGUGGAGCCAAACUUUACCGCAAGACACCUGCUGGAGAAAGGCAAAAGCCCCCGAUCUUCCCACGCAAAGAGCAUGUCCCUACGGCAUUCUUCUCCCAGAGCCAAAGUCGUGGAAUCGCCAACUUUCUGUGGCACUGUGGAGUCAAGGAGGAAGAGCCCGAGGCAAUUCUCCAUCACCACAGCCUUAAACACCCUCAACAGGAUGGUCCAUUCACCCCCAGGACGCCACUCCGUGGAAAUCAGUUCGCCUGUGCUCAUCAGCUCCAGUAACCCGUCUGUGGCAGCCCAAAAUGGAGACAGGGUGGACUUCACAAAUAGUCUUCCAGGGCAGGUCGGCACCGCGUACUACUCCACCUCCGGACCCCUGGGACCCUCUUCGGCAAUCGUCACCCUCCCCUAUUCCCAGCAACACAUAUCGGCUAACAUGUACGUGGCCCUGCACUCCUUCUCGGCCCAUGGCCCGGAUGAGCUGGAUCUGCAGAAAGGAGAAGGGAUCCGUGUUCUAGGAAAGUACCACGAGGGCUGGCUCAAGGGUGUGUCCUUGGUCACCGGGAGAAUCGGGAUCUUCCCUCAAAACUACGUCGUCCCUCUUUUCAGGAAGACGUCUAGCUUUUCCGAUUCCAGAUCGCCCACCCUCUACGCCACCUGGACGUUAUCUGCCUCGUCAGCUUCAUCCCAGGGCAGCGUCUCGGACAGCGGCCCCAGGCAGAGCAGGGCCCCGAAGUCCAUCUUGGUGCCGACCGCCGUGGUGACGCCGGUGAGAAGCAUGACGGGGCCCAGAACCCCAGCACAGAUGUCCUUACGGAGAGGGCGCAGCAGCAUGAGGAAGGCCGGGUCGCUGCCGAGAUCCGUCCAGCCCUCCGUGCCCGUGAGCCAGGUGUCCGGCUCCCUGCGGCGCCAGCCCACGGUGCUCGUGCGGCCCCAGCAGUGCCAGCCGUACCGGCCGCACGCCUCCUCGCCAUCCCCCUGCCUUUCGAUGGCCGAGGUUGGCCCCAGGCUCUCUCUACCCUGCGAGCUGGUGGCCGGGUUCCUGGCCAGAGGACCCGAGAGCCGGACCCACUCUGCAGCCAAUUCGCUCAUCCUGGAAGCCAGAGGGUCGCCGGUCAAGAGUGAGCCCCCCAUAAAGCCCCCUGCCUCGGCGCCCCCCUCCAUCCUGGUGAAACCGGACAACUCCAGAAACAGCAGCGAGAAGCAGGUGAAAACGGUGAGAUUCCAGAACUACAGCCCUCCCCCGCCAAAACAGUCCGGCUCCCACACCGCCCUCAGCAAGCUCGACCUACCCGCCUCCCCCGAGGCCUCCCAGCUAGAGGCCGGCCUGCCAUCCGCGGAGAUGACCACUCUGUUUGUUCACCGAGGGGGCACCCACUCCGGCCAGACGGAGCCCAGGAGAAAACCCACGUACGCGAAGGCCGCGUCCCUGACCCUCCCCAUCCCGGUCAUCCAGCCGAUCUUCCCCGGCAAAUAAAUCCGCCCCUGCUUUCGGAAGCCAAGAAAGGGCAUCUGCCACCUUCUUCCAACGACAGACUAGUGAACGGCAAGAAGUCUGAGAAGAAAAGCUCUCAGCUGGAGUGGAUAGUGGCCAGAGGAGGCAGCAGGCUGGACAAGGGACCUUGUGAUGCUCCAGGAAGGCCAGAGAUGAUGGUGAACCCAGGGGAGCAGAUCCUAGAGGAGAUCCAAUAUUCCUGGGCCUCAGAAGUGGGAACCACAAGGACGAGGUCCCGUUAUGACACCCACCAGCUCCACUUUCGAUGCCAAACCAACAUCCCUGGAUUUGCUCUUCCUGCACUCUGCCAUUGAGGAAGGGGUUGAGCCUCAAGUCCCCUCCAACCCCUCCGACCUGUCCCCCCGGCUCAGAUUAAGAACUAUCCAAGAACCACCCCCCCGGCUCUGUUUUGGGCUUUUGAGUCUGACACAAAGAGAGGAAGGUCAUUUUUAUCCUGCCAACUCAUCAGCCUGUCCUUCCUUCCAGAAACAACAUGGGAGACUUUCAGGGAGCCAGGUUGGCUCUGCCAACUGUCCCUCAACGUUGGAAUGCCCUCACCCCCGCCAUUUUACUCCCAGGGUACCCACGUUCCGGGUCUGUGCCGUCUCCCCACCACGGAUUCCCCGAGCCCUGUUCCUUAGCCCUAACGCCCUUUCAUUUUGCAGCCCUCCAUCCCUCUUCCCUAUCCUCCUCCAUCUGGCCCCACUCACGGGUCUGGUCUCCCUCUCCCCUGGCCCCCCCGGGCCUCGGAGGUCUCCCACUUUGGGGAACUGGAGGCUGCAGGCCUAAGAUGAGGAGGUCCAGCCAAUACCAUGGGAAAUCCUGCCAGUUGAGGUUCAGAAGUUGAGAGCAAGCGUGGUUACGAGAAGGGAGAGAACUUGACCGGAAGCGGGCUCUGGGACCCAUGGUGGAAAUCAGGGCAAAUGAGGAGAGACCCAGCAGGGAGGUGUAGCCCUCAUUCCGGCCAUUACUUCUAUUCUGAUCUUCCCUCCAGAGAAUCGUCUCAAAGGUUGAGUGGCUUUUCACCCCAUCUCCUUACCUUGAGGUCCCCUUUCGGUGAAGGCUAGAAAGGAGGAAACACUUGAAGAGAGGAGGAGGAGGAGAAGAAGGGGGAGGAGGAAGAGGAAGAGAAAGUGGUCUGUGAAUCUCUAGGAGUUUGAGGUUCUCCCUGGGUAAUGGCAUAAACAGCAUCUAGCUCUUUUUGUCUCCGGUGUUUGGCAGCCUCUCGCCUCAGUCGAGGAGCCCUGCCAGUCAGUGACCGGCUGGACAGUGUAAAGGCUUCAGACUCAGCCUUCAGAGAGCCUCCCAGACAACCCCGCUCCCCUCACCCCCACCCAGUGCACCCACACAGCCCGGGGAGGGGGCUGUGGGCUCCUAUUCCAGAUCCCAAGUAGUCAGCGGCAGCACCUGGAAGGAAGGCUAAGGCAUUUGAGGCCCAGAGACACCUGGCCAUUCCUAACAUGAUGGCACCAUUUCCCAGUUCAACCACAGGGCUGUGGGGAGGAAUGCUUGAGAGCGUCGUUUGCUCUCACAGAUGUGGUACUGUGAGUUUGCUUGGCUCUGCUGGGAAAAAAAAAAUGGUUUCACAGGUUCUAUUCGCUCUCCCCAGAAAUUUCAUUUAAAAAAUACUGGAAAUAACAAAACACCAAGUCUACCUGGUCCUCCAGCAGUCCGGCAAAUAGAUUCACCGAGGGCUGUCUCCGGGGUGCCCCCGGCAGCCUCCUCCCAAAUCCCAGAACCGCCCAGGAGAGUGGUCGGCCGGGCCGGGGCUGGGACUGGAGUUUGGCCAAGGGCAGCCGGAAUCUCCCGGCUUGCGUCUCUGCGUUUCAGAGACCUGGGCUUGAUUCCUCUUUUUCCAGUACUGCUUUAGAGGAGGUCCAACCAAAGGAAAAGAGAAAGAGGAAAGAGAGGAAAAAAAACCAUCUCCUCACAAAAGAUUAGUUUGGCAACACAACUCAGCAACGUCCAAAAUUUAGUAGUAACUGGACCUCUGCUCUACUCUGGACUUGUAAGAAGCCUUGGGCGUUUGAGUAAGCAGAGCAGACACUUAGCAAGUUAACAUGUAUAUGUGUAAUGUUUGUAAAAAGGGGGUCAUGGAUCACAUUAUGGAUUCAUGUGUAAAUACUAAGAUUUGGAAGAAAAAAGAGACUUUCUGAGGGAAGGUGUUAUGACACAAAUGCAGUGGACAGUUUGAAAACACUCGCUCACACAAUCUUUCGUAUCUUAGCUGUUCAAAAGAGGUUCCUAGUCUCUCAAGACCGGGAUAGAGGAUCUCAUUUAUCAGGGCUCUCAACUUUGGGAAUUGGACCCUUCGGUCGACUGAACGAACGGCACGCUUCUGUGGGUCUUCAGGGGAUCUUCACGUGGGCACAGACGACUGUAAAACAGACCCUCCGGUUGCUUUCGAAACAGCUAAAUUGUAUAUCUAUCUCUGUAUAGCUAGACAAAUGGCUUUAGAUAGUCAGAGAAAGAGAAUGAGUGAGAGAAAUUUUGCGACUUGUCAUAUCCCAGUUUGAACUUGUCAUGACCCGGCUUGCCUGCUGCAUCAGCCUCUUCGCUGAGCUCCCUCUCUCUAGUCUCUCCUCUCUGCGGUCCAUCCCUCACUCUGCUGCCUAGAUCAUUUUUCUAAAAUGCCAUUCUGCACACAUCUUCCCAUUUCUCAAAAACCUCCGGUGGCUAGUCGUUCCCCUUGCAUCUAACCACGGCUUUUAAUACACUGAUCACCCCUCUCCCUGCUACUUAGCCCCUCUCUUCGCCCACAACCCCCCAGCUCACACUCAGUUCCUCUGAAGAAACGCUUCUUAACGUGCCUCCCUCUCACCCAUCCUACUGGCGAUCUGUUGCUCCCGUCCUCUCAUAUUUAGAUCGGCUGGGACUCCCUCCUCACCUCCCAAUCUGACAGAUCACAGCUCGCCCCAUCUUCAAAGCCAAUCUGAAAGCCACAUCUUCUCUAGGAGGACUUCCUCCAAGUAUUCUCAUAUCUCCCCACCUUUAUUUCCUCCAGCUUCCACUUCCGACUCUGUGCCACCAACUCACCUAAAUAGAAGCGGUAUGGCCUAGUGGAAAGAGCAAGGUUUGAGUCAGAGGACCUGGGUCCUAAUCCUGGCUCUCCCACUUACCUGCUGUGUGAUCUUGGACAAGUCACUUAUCUCUUUGCCUCAGUUUCCUCAUCUGCACAACGAGGAUCUAAUACCUGUUCUCCCUCCUACUUGGACUGUGAGCUCCAUGUGAGAUCUGAUAAUCUUGUAUCGGCCCCAGUCCUGAGUACAGUGUAUAGCACACAGUGAGCGCUUAACAAAUACCACAAUUAAUAUUACUACCUUCGGGUAGAAAAAGAAGCCACCUCCAAUUCACCUUCCUUCAAAGCUGAGAAGCUUUGUGUUUUGGAAUCGAUCAGUGGUAUUCUUGGAGUACUUACUGCGGGCAGAGCACUGUAUCGAGCACUUGGGGGAGUUCCGUACGGUAGAAUCGGUAGACACAAUCCCCGACCACAAGGAACUUAGGGUCUAGACGGCGAGCAACAGAGCAUCUGUGUUCUCUGAUAAUCUACAGGUCUCCGUUGGUCCAAGUGCUUAUAGGGUCUUGUAUUCCAAUGCUUGGGAUUGUGGACCUUAAUGAAAUGGUAGGUUUGUUUAUUACCGCACAGUUUCAGGGAAGAGCUUCCUUCCCCGCUCCAAUCUGGUUGCCCUAGCUGUCCCGGAGAAAACAGUGUACCAAAAUAUCUGUCUGUCAAUACGGUGGGGUCAGUGAAACUAAGAUGGAGGCAACUGCCUAGUCUCUGGUGCCAAAAAUGUACAUUAUUCCAUACUGUAAGCUUGCGCGGCCACGGAAUCUGUCUCAGCAUGAAACAAUAAAACAAGGUUUAUUUUCAUUUAAUCCUG